Salvia hispanica is the source of this 2053-nucleotide messenger RNA. It is a transcript of the gene CPN60BETA4, whose product is annotated as TCP-1/cpn60 chaperonin family protein. Lineage: Eukaryota; Viridiplantae; Streptophyta; Magnoliopsida; Lamiales; Lamiaceae. Gene Ontology annotation, biological process: protein refolding. The record is from RefSeq and is a predicted model, not a curated record. Gene Ontology annotation, molecular function: ATP binding; ATP-dependent protein folding chaperone.
UCUCUUAUCCCUCUUCUGCAACUAUCUGGACUGCAAAUAACAUCAAGAAAACACCCUCUUGAGGCAGAAGCCAUAUCAAAAGAGUUUAACACAAAACAGAAUUAUUUGUUUGUCCAAAUUCUUACACCACCACACUGAAACAUGGGAUGUUCAUUCAAGCCAUUGCCUGCUGCCUUCACCAACCAACCACUGCUCACUAAAAUUGCCAAGAAACCUUCAAUUUCCUCUGCCUUGAAUGCCAAACCGCCAAAAAAGGAUUUGUACUUCAACCAUGAUGGUUCUGCCACUCAAAAACUAUUGGCAGGGGUGAAUAAGGUUGCAGAGCUUAUUGGAGUGACAAUGGGGCCUAAGGGGAGAAAUGUGGUGUUGCAGAACAAAUAUGGACCUCCCAAGAUUGUCAACGAUGGUGAAACUGUGCUUAAACAGAUUGAGCUGGAUGAUCCUCUAGAAAACGUUGGAGUGAAACUGGUGAGGCAAGCUGGCGCUAGAACGAAUGAUCUUGCUGGUGAUGGUUGCACGACGUCCAUAGUUCUAGCACGAGGCCUCAUUGCAGAGGGUGUUAAGGUCGUUGCAGCCGGCUUGAAUCCGGUUCAGGUUUCGCGAGGGAUUGAGAAAACAGCAAGAGCCCUUGUUGCUGAACUCAAAUUGAUGUCUAAAGAGGUUGAGGACCAUGAACUUGCACAUGUUGCUGCUGUGAGUGCUGGGAAUGACUACGCUGUCGGAGACAUGAUUGCUGAUGCUCUUCGCCAAGUAGGACGAGAGGGUGUCGUCACCAUUGAGAAAGGGAACUAUGCGGAGAGCAAGCUAGUGAUAGUCGAGGGGAUGCAAUUUGAUCGUGGCUACAUGUCUCCUUAUUUUGUCACUGAUCGACGGAAGAGGAUAGUAGAGUUUCAUGACUGCAAAUUGCUGUUGGUAGACAAGAAGAUCACACAUCCAAAGGAGCUGUUCAAGAUUCUUGACAAUGCAGUGAAGGAAAAGUACCCGAUUCUCAUUGUUGCAGAGGGGAUCGAGCAGGAAGCUCUGACUCCGGUCAUCAGGAACAAGCUGAGAGGGGUGCUCAAGGCAGCAGCCAUCAAGGCUCCUGCCUUUGGCGAGCGCAAGAGCCACUGCUUGGAUGACCUUGCUGUCUUAACCGGAGGCACUGUGAUUAGAGACGAGAUGGGGUUCACGCUUGAAAAUGCACGCGUAGAUAUGCUGGGAUCUGCUUCAAAAGUCACAAUAACUAAGGAUUCAACCUUGAUAGUGACUGAUGGAGCCACUAAUGAAGCCAUGAAGGAAAGAGUAAGGCAGCUGCAGCGGCUCGUGGAGAACACUAGUGAAGAGUUUCAAAAGAAGAUUAUAAAGGAACGAAUAGCCCGAUUAUCAGGCAGCAUAGCACUGCUUCAGGUUGGAGCUCAAACAGUCGUCGAGUUGAAGGACAAACAGCUGAGAGUUGAAGAUGCAGUGAAUGCAACAAAGGCUGCGGUUGAGGAAGGCGUAGUCGUUGGUGGUGGCUGCUGCUUGUUAAGGCUCUCCACAAAGAUUGAUAAAAUCAGAGAGCAAUUAGACAAUGAAGAGCAAAAAAUUGGAGCUGACAUUUUCAAGAAAGCAUUGUCUUAUCCUGCAAGACAGAUUGCCAAAAACGCGGGUGUAAACGGAAACACUGUCACCAGCAAGAUUCUAUCGUCGGAUGAUGUGAGAUUCGGGUACAAUGCUGCAAGCAACACGUACGAAGAUCUCAUGGCUGCCGGCAUCCUAGACCCUUCAAAGGUUGUGAGGUGUUGCUUAGAGAAUGCUGCAUCGGUUGCAAAGACGUUCUUGAUAGCCGAUGCGGUUGUCGUUCAAAUCAAAGAGCCAUUUACGCCGAGAAUGAUGAGAAAACCAAAACCAAUGCCAACCUCAGGUGUUGGACCCUUUAGCCAGUUCAUGAACAAAGGAUGAGCCUUACACAAGAUUGUGAUGCUGAAGAACUUAUCAUCCAAAUUCCUUAUUUUUUCACUACAAUUUUUUGCUUAUCAAACACUACAUAUAUUGCUCACCAAUAUUUUGGAUAUAUUUGUCUCUUUCUCCACCA